Molecule: messenger RNA, 3570 nt
Organism: Danio aesculapii
Lineage: Eukaryota; Metazoa; Chordata; Actinopteri; Cypriniformes; Danionidae
Gene: trarg1a
Product: trafficking regulator of GLUT4 (SLC2A4) 1a
Exons: 3
Coding region: 530-1063 (177 amino acids)
Cellular component (GO): membrane
Source: RefSeq, a predicted model, not a curated record
GGAGGUGAGAGAGGAACAACACAACUCACUGCUGCGCAACUCUUUCACCUGCUGCAACAUCACGGGACAGCCCAAAGCUGCUGCUCUUUCAUUUUUGCACGAGAACAUUUGUAUCUUUUUUUUCUACGCAUUUUACGUUUAAGUGAUGCUGCUGAGGGAAUGCAUUGCAUCUCUGUGGUUUAGUUGAUGUGUGUGGGCAGAGGAGACGAUCUUCCGAUCUGGGACUGAACUGAGCGGAACUGAAUCCAUUAAAGCCGAUCACACAGAGAGGAUGGACAUACAUGGGAGAAUAACACUACAGUGCUUCGUUGACUUGAUUUAAUUAUUUUACAAAAGAAAAGAAAAAAACAACUGCAUAGAUAUAUUAAAUUAGAGUAAUUAACCGUAUGAAUAAAUUAAAACGCGUCAUUUUAAGUUGAAGAAAUUGUAAAUAAUGGGAAACUAACGCCGUCCGACUACUUUGAUAACAUUUUAUAAGCACCAACAGGAGUUUUUCUUUUAUAGACGAUUACAACGUUGGAUUUCCACAAUGGCAAUAAACACAGAUACGGAGUUUGCCAAAUCAAAUCUGGGGGAGAGCGGCGGCACGCAGCCAGCCGAGACGGAGAAACUGCUCGUGACCACCGAGCCCACCGGGGUGAAGACCUCCAGCUCCUUCACCGUCAGUGUCGGGGGUGACAAGACUCUCGACGGGGACCAGAAUGGCCACAGUCUGCCGCUGAGGUCCGGUUCGGCGGGGCAUCUCGGCGCGGCUCCUCUCUCCCCGUCCAGAGUGAGCCUCAGCCGCACUUCAUCCACCGGUAAUGCCGUCCAAGAGCAGCAGAAACCCAAAGACUACCUCAUACUGGUCAUUUUUUCCUGCUUUUGUCCCGUGUGGCCAAUAAGCAUCGUUGCACUGGUCUAUUCAAUUAUGUCCAGAAACAGUCUACAGCAGGGGGAUAUGGAUGGGGCAAGACGUUUGGGACGAUUGGCUCGUCUGCUUAGCUGUGUGGCCAUCAUUGUGGGCCUCCUGAGCAUCAUAAUAUACGUGGUGGUUGCAGUAACCGGAAAGGGGGCAAAGUAAAAAUGAGAACCCCCCCCCUACAGCACUACUGCAAAAAAACACAAGGAUGAUGUAAUUAAAACAAGAUCUCCCUCUUAAUAAUAACGCCACAGAAGACGAAAAAGAAACGAGGACUGUCGCAACUACAUAAGAUCUGGUUAGGUAGCGAAAAUGCAUGCAGUAGGUUAGCAUGCUCAGAGAAAAAAAAAAAUAAAUAAAUUCAAAAUCCCCAUAUGUUAAAAAGAACAGUGAUGGCUUGCAUUAUGUAAAUGAGAAAUACUGCUGUUUCGGCAAAAAAGUGACCUGUGGAUGAUGACACAAAGGACAAGGACUUCUUAUUUUCUUUUCUUUUUUCAAAGAUGGAAAACGUCUACAAACAGCGAGCUGCAUUUUAACCUUAUAUUACUCCUGGUCGAUCUUGCAUUUGAAAAUUAUGCACAGAAAUAUUUGCAAUGUAACUACUGAUGUAUGUUUUAUAAAAAAGAUUUCUAUGGGAGUCUAAGCUAAGGGAUUGAACUAGGGACGACUUAUCUUUGUCAGGUGUAGAAACGGACACCGGGGUUGGAGGUUUCAUUUUUCUCCAUUUAUUUUGUAGGUUUGAAUUACAAACAAAUGACCACGUGCAUGUCUGACCUUGUAUGUGAAUAAGUGUCAGCAUUUUCAAUGACUAUAAUUUUUUUAAUCUGUGAGAGUAGUAGUGGGAAUCUACAGAUGGGACUGUACAUCGUUGUCCGUAGUGUGUCAAAUGGUAUAUUCUGUCAAAGGCACAGUGUUCAUGGAGAGCUCAGCCUCUCAUUACACGUCCUGUACUAGUCUAGUUUUCUUCAGAGAGGUAAGACUGUAACGAUACGCAUGCCAGGCCUCUCUUUCCUAACAAAAACUGCUGGAGCAUGGACAUUCAUCUAGAGGCAUGCAGCGGCCAGCACCAUUCUGUGCCAAGACCUUUAUAUCAGUAUGCUAAACGCACCACAGGACUAUUCAUCCUUCCCCGGGUUCUUUCCAGGACAGAAUGUCAAACUCCCGGUCAUAAAUCUUCCUACUUAACCCUUAUAAAUAUGAGAUAUAUAUCAACAUAUUUAUAGAAAUAUUUAGGCAUGCUGUGGGUGGACAAAACACUUUCUAUCUUCAAGAAUAAGCUUGUGUGUAAGACCGUGUCCUAACCAGACGCAAUGUGAUAAGACUCUCGUCUUGACAGAGUUACAUGACGAAACAAAAUAUAUAAAACAAUGUCAGAGCCAAUCAGAACAGAGUGUAGGCAUGAUCGUUUGCAAGUGACGAGUUUAAACGCAUAAUACAAAAUAAUCUGAGCAUUGUUAAAAGUACAUGCUGAAUGACUGUUACCAUCUUUGUCAUGUAAUUCACUUGUUUUUUCUCACAGUUUGUAUGAUUAUUUUUACAAUUUCAAGAAAUGAGGUAAAUUAGUGAAUGAAUAUACUGUUUUUUUUUUAAAUUAUAGCUUUCAGUCAGUACUGAGAUUAUCACUUUACAUUUUAAUGCUGGGUUCAAACUAGGGCUGCACGAUAUCGUAAAAAACUGACAUUGCAAUAUUUUCUUUUACUGAGAUAUAUAUUGUGAUAUGAAUACAAUUUCAACAGAUGACUUGAAUAUCUGUUUGUGAAGAAUACAUAAUUUUAGAUCGCUUGGGAUGAUUUUAUAGGAGAGUGUAUGUGCGUAAAAUCCAAUCAGUGGAGGUUCUAGGGAGGUUCUAGUUUAAAUGGCACCCUGGGCGAAACCACCCCAAAAAUCUCCGCGGGAGAAUGGCUUUUUUUGCGCACAUGCGUCAAUUUGGUUUCACCAGCGUUGUUUCAGUUGCACAUAAAAAAUAACAAACUUGAGUUGUGAAUUGAAUUGUUAAUGGCUCCUAACGUCUUUAUUCUUGGAUAACCACUUAAUACACUUGCAUAUAGUAAAUCUUAUCUCAAAGCUUUGACUGGGGCACUUUUAUUUUGUUUUCCCCAUGCCGCCCCUAGCAAGAUGCCGCCCAUAUUGCCCAUGUCUAAAUCCACCCCUGAAUGCAAAUAAAAAAAACGACAAGUAAAUACGUAAACACAGCAAGUAUUCAAAUUAAAAAAGCAAUGACUUAUGACUUUCUGGGUAGUCGAACAGUAUUCAGCAUCAGAAAUGAAAUGAUCACUGUAUAACGUUAUAAUAACACUAUCAUUUUCAUUGAGUAAAUAUUUAUAUAAAUGUACAAAUAAUAUUUUAAGGUACAAACGUUUAAUUUAUUGUGCCCAAAUGUAUUAAAUUAGCUUGAAAUGCUUAGUCACAGGCCUCAAAAACAAUAAUUAACGUUUACUCUAAAGUUAAAAUCUGAAAUGACGCCACUGUUUUGAACUGUUAUGUCUGGUUAAUUAUAAUCACAACUUGACACUGCAGAUUCUGCAAUGUGACUAUUGCAGUCUCACAUAUUGCGAUAUUGAUGCUGAAACGAUAUAUUGUGCAGCCCUAGUCUGAUAUUUUAAUGUUUCAUAUGCUUUUAGAUAAAAAGAUUAGUUAUUAUUCAAAUGAAAAAAAAAACACUCUUUGAA